Neomonachus schauinslandi (Hawaiian monk seal) is the source of this 816-nucleotide messenger RNA. Its product is annotated as serine protease 21. The annotation marks the transcript as partial. Gene Ontology annotation, biological process: proteolysis. NCBI's taxonomy places the organism in Eukaryota, Metazoa, Chordata, Mammalia, Carnivora, Phocidae. The record is from RefSeq and is a predicted model, not a curated record. The transcript has 5 exons. Gene Ontology annotation, molecular function: serine-type endopeptidase activity.
AUGGGCGCGCGCGUCGGGGCGCUGCUGCUGGCGCAGCUGUUGGUGCGAGCGGAGCUCGGGAGGCAGGGUGAGCUCAGCCGGGGGCCGCGGGCCGGGCCCUGUGGCCAACGAACCGUUUCGACGCGCGUGGUGGGCGGAAAGGACUCGGAGCUGGGGCGCUGGCCGUGGCAGGGCAGCCUGCGCUUAUGGGGCUCCCACCACUGCGGAGCGAGCCUGCUGAACCGCCGCUGGGUGCUCACGGCCGCGCACUGCUUCGAAAAGCACAGUGAUCCCUUCGAGUGGUCGGUCCAGUUCGGGGAGCUGUCUGCCUCGCCGUCUCUCUGGAAUCUGCAGGCCUACUACAACCGGUACAGUGUGGAGGAGAUCAUUUUGAGCCCCAUGUACCUGGGGGCUUCAUCCUAUGACAUCGCCCUGCUGAAGCUGUCCUCCUCUGUCACCUAUAAUAAGUACAUCCAGCCCAUCUGUGUUCUGACCUCCUCUUCCGAGUUCCAGAACCGGACCGACUGCUGGGUGACCGGCUGGGGGGACAUCCAAGAAGAUCAGGUGCUGCCAUCCCCCUACAUCCUCCAGGAAGUGCAGGUCGGCAUCAUAAACAGUGCCAUCUGUAACUACCUCUACACACAGCCUGCUUUCCGCCUUGACAUCUGGGGAGACAUGAUUUGUGCCGGCCAUGUCCAAGGUGGCAAGGACGCCUGCUUUGGUGACUCAGGUGGACCCCUGGCCUGUGAAAAGAAAGGGCUGUGGAUUCAGGUUGGAAUCGUGAGCUGGGGAUCAGGCUGCGGGAGGCCCAACCGGCCUGGUGUCUACACCAACGUC